Messenger RNA from Ogataea polymorpha, 996 nucleotides. RefSeq lists its product as uncharacterized. The transcript has a single exon. The record is from RefSeq and is a predicted model, not a curated record. Lineage: Eukaryota; Fungi; Ascomycota; Pichiomycetes; Pichiales; Pichiaceae. Bases 205 to 990 code for a protein of 261 amino acids.
CUCGUACAAAAUCUGCUGGGAGAGGAAUCGAAGGAGGUACCUUCGGAACUGUUUGCCCGAAACUCAUACAAAAAUCCUCUUGAAACAUACCUCACCAUUGCCUCGUACUGCAAGUUGAUCAUAUUAUCGCCGAAUCUCUCCAAUUUUGAUAUUUCUUUGCAAGAUGUGUUCCAAAUAUGGGAAUUGCGUAUCAAUCUGUUAUUGAUGGCUGCUAAUCUACGUGUACCGAACUCGAGCUCCCUGGUCCCGCCCAUUCCAAACGCACAGUUCCUGAGAAAUGAAACAAACCUAUUUUUGAAAGAACUGAUCAAGCUCGAUGAUAAAGAAACUCUACCCAAGGAACUAAGCUGGCAUUUCAAGCUACUCAUCAUCAGAAUCAAAUACGGUCCAAGUUUGAUAUUGGUCAACCAGCUAUAUAAUGAUCUUGUGCAACUGCGUGGAACUACACCGAAGGAAACAAAGGAUUUGACAAACAAAUCGUCAAUCAUACUCUAUAAUGUAUGCGCUAUCAUGAUCGCCAGAAAUGAGCUGCUUACCGUGUUCAACCUGUUGAACCAAACACUCCAGAGUGACCUCGAAAAUUCACAAUUAGCAGGCCUCACAGCCUUGGUGGGCUGCCUGUACACAUUCAAAGAUUCAGGCUCUGUGUCAGAUAACGCGCCAUUCUUCAACGAAAUUGUUGCAGCUUUCCAAAAAACAGAUAAACAGACACUCGAUUUGCUUGUCUCAAUCCUAAACUCAGUGGAACCGGUUUACAAUGAAGAUCGUUCUACCACAAUGGCAUUGGAGAGAGAUCAUCAUUUUACGUUGCAAGAAAUCAUUAGACUAGUCGAAGACGGGAAAAUUAGUGGACGCAUUCUGUGCAGUUUGUGUGGACUUUUGGAGGUACAACGACUGUCAACGAAUGAUGAGUCGGAACUGGACAAGUGCCUCGACCUUGUCCAUCGACAAUGGACAUCGCACCCUCAAAAUAUAUACGCUUUUGAGUAGACAUUA